Lucilia cuprina (Australian sheep blowfly) is the source of this 3291-nucleotide messenger RNA. RefSeq names its product sodium/calcium exchanger 1. Gene Ontology annotation, cellular component: sarcolemma; postsynapse; axon. Gene Ontology annotation, biological process: sodium ion transmembrane transport; calcium ion import across plasma membrane. NCBI's taxonomy places the organism in Eukaryota, Metazoa, Arthropoda, Insecta, Diptera, Calliphoridae. The transcript is spliced from 6 exons. Bases 206 to 1045 code for a protein of 279 amino acids. Gene Ontology annotation, molecular function: calcium:sodium antiporter activity. The record is from RefSeq and is a predicted model, not a curated record.
AUCUGAAACAAUUUAUUAAACAAUAAGACAAUUUUGUGUUAAUUGUGUUGUUUUACUUUAUUUCGAUAUUUUUAUUAAAUCACAUACAAACACUUCUCUACUCUCUACAUAACAAAAAAAAAAAAAACAAAUAGACGAUGAAUUGGCAGGACUUAUUCAGGAGGCUGAAAAUAAAGCACCCGAAGAAUUAACAGAAGAAGACAAAAUGGCUCUACUGGGACGUCCCAAAAAUGGUGAUAUUGUACGCGCACAAUUGCGUAUUAAAGAAAGUAAAGAAUUUAAGAAUACUGUAGACAAACUGGUACAAAGAGCCAAUGCUUCCUUAGUAAUUGGUACAUCCUCAUGGAAGGAGCAAUUUAUUGAAGCACUUACAGUGAAUCCCGGCGAUGAUGAUGGUGGUGAAGAGGGUGAUGAAGAAGGCGUGGCAUCAACACCAUCCUGUUUCGAUUACGUAAUGCAUUUCUUAACAUUAUUCUGGAAAAUCUUAUUUGCAUUCAUCCCACCAACAGAUAUUGCCGGCGGUUAUUUAUGUUUCGUUGUAUCGAUAUUUUGCAUUGGUGUGGUCACCGCUGUUAUUGGUGAUAUUGCCUCAUAUUUCGGUUGUACGUUGGGCGUUAAAGAUGCCGUCACUGCCAUUUGUUUUGUUGCUUUGGGUACAAGUAUACCAGAUACAUUUGCCAGUAAAGUAGCUGCCAUACAAGAUAAAUACGCUGAUGCUAGUGUGGGUAAUGUAACCGGUAGUAAUGCUGUAAAUGUCUUCCUUGGCAUUGGUGUUGCGUGGUCUUUAGCUGCCAUUGUGCAUGAAGCAAAGGGCACCGUCUAUGCUGUAGAACCAGGAACUAUUGCCUUUUCUGUAACACUUUUCUGUUCGGAAGCUUUAAUUGCCAUUCUAAUAUUGUUGCUGAGACGUAGUAAAAAAGUGGGCGGUGAAUUGGGUGGUCCCAGAAACAUCAAAAUUGUUAGCAGUAUUAUAUUGUUCAGCUUAUGGGUCAUUUAUUUGCUGGUAAGCACAUUGGAAGCAUAUGGAGUCAUUCAUGGAUUCUAAACAACAGCAACAAUAGCAACAUCUCUUAAAUAAACAACACCCCAGCAUCUUAUAACUAACAUCAGCAUCAAUAAUAGCAGAAAUAGAAAAAAAUAUUGUGAAACUAAAACGUGAAUUAACAUCAAUGAAAAAAAACCAGCAUUACUAUUUGUAACAACUUUUUUUAUAUAUAUAUAAACAUAAUAAUAUACAUUUCACUACUAUUACAUACAACAAAAACAAAAAUUGAGAAUAUAUACUAAAAACUAGUAAAACAUUUAAAACAUAAAAAACAAAAACAAAAAACACAAGCUAACUUAACUUAACUACUAUUACUUAGAGUUACUUAAUGUUAGAUUUUUAACUAAAUACUAAAUUUUGAGUCUAAAACUAAAAGAACCAAAAACCAAAACAAAAACAUUUUCUUUUUUAUAAAUUUUUCUUAAGUCCAAACCAAAAAAAAAAACCAACAACAAAUCAAAUAAUAUCUAUCAACUGUAAUCGAGUCACACAGAAUUUAGAUUAAUAUUAAACUGUUAUAAAAAUAAGAUAAAAAUAAUUAGCAAAGCUAAAACGGAGAAACUUUAAAAUUAUCUUAAUUCUAGCUUAAAAUUUUGUAAAAGAAAAAAUAAGCAACAUUUAAUACAAGGAGUUUAUAAAAGUUUAGCAACUUUUUUAAUGUUGCUAGAUUUUAAGCAACAUUUUAGGGAAUGAAUUUAAAGCGAGAAAUUAAUACAACAAAUAGAAAACUAUGUUAAUUUUUGGGGUACAAUUUAAACAUUGAAACAUUGAAAUUUUUGCAACAUUAUAAUUGGAUAGUUUUGCAACAAGUUCUAGAAUUCUGUAUUUUAUAUAAAGUUUCAUUUAUCAAAGGUUUAUAGAACAAAUUUUGUAUGAAAAUUUGGUUUAUAAACCUUUGAUAGAAGACCCUAAAUAUUCUUAAAAAAAAUUAAUGAUCCAUUGCUAAUUUUGAUAAAAAUUGUAAACAUGUUGCUGCAACAAGUAAAUGUUAAACUAUUUAGAAGCCUCGAAAACUAUUUGUUUGCAUCUACAUAUUUUUGUUUUAGUAGCAAUUUUGUUUGGCAACAUUUAAGAUAGAGAAUUAAGGAACAACUUCUCAUUUUAACUUUAAUAGUCAAAUGUUAUAAACAUGUUGAUAGCAACAUAUAAAAGACAUGAAAUAAUUGAAAAAAGAUAUAAUCGAUUUCGUAUCAUAUAUAUUUUUCUAUAAAAAAAAAAAAAAACAUUCUAAACAUGUUGACAACAACACGAUAGAUAAUUGUAGAGAAAUAAGAUUAGAUCUCAACAUCAGAAUCCAUAUUAAUUGUUCAAAUUUCUGACUUUUUUGUCUUUAAUUUUCAACAAAAUUUUCUUAUGAUUGUUCUGCUUUUAAUUGCCAGUUGUCAGGUUUUGGCCAGUAUUUAGCAACAGUUUAUUAAUAAUUAAUUUGUUUAAGAAAACUAUAUUAAAAAAACACAUUGUACACAUGUUGCUAGCAACAUUUCAGAAUAGAGUUAAAACGUAAAAAAUUAAAACUCUGUAAAUUUGUUUGUAAACAUUUAUGUUACAAAUGUUGCAGUUUUAUAACAACAUUUUUGAGCAACAUUUGCAACAAAUCAUAGUAGUCAGCUCAAUGUUGUGAGAACAUUCAAGGAUUCAAUAAGCUACUUCGGUUUUCUACAUUUCGAUUCUUAUAAAAAUGUUUCAAAAGUGUUAGAAACGUUUUGAACAUGAAUCUAAUAAAGUUUAAAUUAAAACAAAGUUGCUAAAAAAAGAGUAUAUUUAAGCAGAUAACAAAAUUAACAAAUAUUUAAAACACCUUUAGAUGUAAUAGUCGAACUAUUAAACUGCGUUUAAAUCAGUAAAACACCAAUUCAUACUUUGUAUAAUUAAAGAAAAAAGUUGCUAAACAUUGUAAAUUUAAAGUGUUUAAACUUUAUAUAAAGUAUAAACUUAUUUUAAAAUCUAAUAUUUAGAACCAAAUAUUAUAAAACAUUAGUUUAUGUUUUUAAAGAAGGAGAGUAAGCUUCUGCCUAAACAAGCAACAUUUAAAAUGUUGCUAAACCAAACCCAUAAACAUACUCAUAAUUAAACUCCUGGUAUUAAAGCCUACAACUAAAACAAUUCUUUCCAAACAAACCUAAAUUGUCACGCUCUGUUUUUAUAAAAAUUAAACCAAGAAAAAAACAUGUAAAGAAAUGUCAAAGAAAUUGUGUAUAGUAAAUAAUUUAGCUAAAAAUCUCUUAUCAUUCUGCUAAAAACCAAAA